AUGUGCGAGUUUUCGUCUGGUGAUUCUAGUCCUUGUGAUGAUGAUCAAUAUUAAGCUAAAAUAGAAUUCAUAGGUACAAAAUUAUCAAUUCGUGAUAUAUGUAAUUCUGUUCUUAAUUCUAAUUGCUAUGAAAUUCGAAUUUUAGAACCCACAAAAACAGGAAAAUACGAGAAAAUCCCUUUGGAGUGGCAAAACUAAAAAGAUAUAAUUCUCUUUUAUUAUGAUUCUUCACUUGAAGCAUGUCAAGAUAAGCAUGCUAUUAAAAAGUAUUUAAAGGAAAAAUUCAAAGAUUAUCAUUUUAUUAAUUUUGAAGAAGUCUAGAAGGUAUAUUUGGCAGGAGAACAAGCAUAUGUUAUAAGAAUAAAUGAGGAUAAAUCAGCCUAAUUUUUUUAUUAUAAUAUGAAUAAAAAUUAACCAAAACACAAGAAAUAUCUUGGGGAGAAUUUUCAAGUUGGAAUUUUAAGAAAAAUCAGAGACAUUAAAAUCUAAUAUAAAAUUAUCCUAAGAUUUCUACCUGUUUAAUUUUAUAAGGAGAAAAUAGAGAGUAUUGUGUAUGAAAGAAGGAAUGACAAAUAUUAAAUAGACAUACGAUCAUUAAGAGUUGAAGAGUUAUUUGAAUGUAUAAGUGAUGGAUUUAUCAUAGUCGAAGGAUGUAAAUAUGGAGUGAUCUAUUGUGACGAUUUAAAAUAAUCCUAAGGUUUGACCAGAAUUUCUAUAGUUAGAUACUUUUUUGAGAGAAAAUUGUCUUAACCAGAAAUCAUAUUAGUGAAUGAAGAUGGUAAGAAAGUGCCUUAACUCUCGAAUUUGUCAGAAUUUGUGAAUCCUCUCUCUAUCAACUAUGACACUGAAAAAUAAAUGAAACUUAUUCUACAAUAAGAAAUUGAUAAGGAAGUUCAGGAAAAGAUUGAAAGAGUUGAGAAAUAAGAGAGAUUGGAAAGAUAAGAGAAACAAGAGAGAAUGGAAAAAGAAAGACUAGAGAAAAUUGAGAAAGAAAAAAGUGAGAAAAUAGAUAAGGAAAAAGAUAGGUCUGAUAAACAAUUGAGUGGAAAAAAAAACUAUCAAGAUAUUAAUAUCAGCACUGUUGAAAUUAAUAGCAGCAAAAUUCAUGAAAGAUCAGAAAAAUCAAUUGAAAGAAAUCAAAACUCCUAUCAUAGCCAUUAUCAUCAUAAUUAUAAUAAUAAAUAUGAGAAUGGAAGCAGAAACAAAGGCAGGAGAUCAAGAUCACAAUCCAGAAAGAGGAGACAUAGUUCAAGUGACAGUUCUAAAAAACAUCAUGAUAGAAAACAUCGAUAGAAUCGAUAUGAGACAAAAAGAAAAUCGGGAUGGGAAAACAAUAGUAGUAAGACAAGAAAAUGAAUAAAUUUUACUGUAAUUUUAAAACAAC
Messenger RNA from Paramecium tetraurelia, 1384 nucleotides. RefSeq lists its product as uncharacterized. The transcript is spliced from 8 exons. Lineage: Eukaryota; Ciliophora; Oligohymenophorea; Peniculida; Parameciidae. The record is from RefSeq and is a predicted model, not a curated record.